UCUUCAAAACAACACUUUAAGCCUGUAAUAUAAAAUAGAUAAACAUUUAUAAUGGUAAGGAAAAGUAAAGUCAAGGUCAAGCCCAUUGCAGAACCCAUUCUCAGAUGGCCGUUCAUUCCGGAAAGUGAAAUCAUAGACCGGGAGGUCAAGUACCUUGCCCGCCUCAAUGAUUUCACCGCUAGUGCAGAAUUAGUAAAGCAUGCCAAAAGGGACUUUUACGAGCAGGAAGUUCAGCGAAUGUUUAGGGAGCACUGGGAACACCAUCUGCGCUGCGAUGGACUGCCACGUCCCUAUCUUCCCGUCGAAAUUCGAACCUUUAUAUCCAAAAUGCGUUUCUACGACGACAUCGAAACUAAGCACUCGAUAGACUGGACUUUGGCGGUGGACGAACGCUCUAUUCUAAACCAGAAUAUAUUUCGGGUGGAUAAAACUCGCAGUACGUUGAAGCUAAGAAUAGAUAACCCCGGGGCUCACUACGAUACAAAUGUCCAAAUGUGCCUGGAUGCGUUGAAGCAAAUGGAUGUUAUGCUGGACAACGAGGCAGAACUGGUGCGAAUGUCUGAAAAACGGAAGAGGGAUAUUAUGGAAGUUUAUUCCGAAGUCGAGAAGGAAAUCAAUGAUCUCUUUGAUCGCCUUACCUAUCGAAUAUUGCAUAUGCAAAAUAGUUAUAUGGAGUCGGAGGAUGGCAAGUUUGCUAUGUGGAGUUACAAAUGCGAGCCUUGGAGAUUGGAUAUGUGGGGCUUACUGAACAUUCCCAUUAUCUUCGAUCAACUGGAAUUGCCAGUUAUGCUGGCCGAACUGAAAGCUUCUGGCGUAGAAGUCCAGAUACCAAGAAGUGUUCUAGAAGAUUGCAUCACAAUUCGCAGCGUACACACUGAUUUCGAUUGCAUUUCGCAGAACGCCAAAAGCUUUGAGCCAGCGGUUACCACAUCGGUCAAUUAUCCCACCGCCGGGAUAUUGAAUAUCGAAGAAUCGGUGGUUAAUGAGUGGCUCACCCAGCAGGAUAUCCUGGAAGAGACUAUAAACCUGAUGAAUUCUAGGCGGCAGGAGUACGAGGAUAUGAUGCAGUUAAUUGCCGAGAAAACGGAGGCGGCUGCUAAGGCAGCCAAGCAAACGGAUCCCGAUAAAACUGUUAAAAUCGUGAUACCAAAGGCCCCCAAGGAGCCUCCAGCUAUUCCGCCAGGCAUGUUUCCGGACAUCUACGAGGAUUUCCUCAGAGUGGAGGAUAGUCAGUACUUGGGUUACCUCGACGAGGUUUAUCAUCCAAGGCAUUUAGAUAUGCAGCCAAACGAGAUAAAUCUCAGGCAGUGCAUCAUGCUCGGUGGCAUUUACGCAAUAAUGUUCAUUCGGCGACCCGAGCAAACUCACUUCGAGAAGUUCAACAUUGUGUUGCACGAGGAUGGCCGAGUGCUGCAUAGCAUGCCUGAAAAGGUGGCAGAGACGGAGAAGGAGGCCAUACGGAACUCUAAUAUUUCCAAAAUGACCAGGGAGUCGUACAGGGAAACCAAGAUCAAGCUGGAGAACGACGAACUGCCGUACUUCAUUGUUACCCUGCAACUGCCCAAGGACCUCUGCAAGUGGAGUGAACCGGUGGUUUGUCAAUUCAUGACGGAGGAGGACCAAGUUCCAGUCGAACACAAACGCGAUUCCGUUUGGCUGCCGACCAUUCAGAGUGCAAUAAGGUACGCUGAUUAUAACGAACGAGGAGACAGCAUUUCCCGAAAUAGUCGAUUUUCAAUGGACUCGGGUAAUAUAUUUCGACCUACUAUGCGCUCGUUGAUCAGGCAAAGUAAACUGGAUAUACCUCCGGUGGUGGAAGUUCCUUUGGAGGAUUUUAAGCUGGAUAAAAAACUAAACCAUCUUGAGGCCAGAACCCUGGAGGAGCAUUGCCUACCCAGGAUCAUCUCGUCGUUCAAAUUUCCCUCGGAAUUUUGUGAUGAGAAGCGAGAGGUGGCCAAGCCGGGCACAAAGAUGUUGGUCAAAAAAGAAGUCGAAGAUGCCCCCACUAAUGUCAAGGUUUUAAAUUACGAUUUUAACGCCCAGCUGGAUAACCCCGAACGGAUGUUUCCCCACUUUCCGAAUGUUGAUGCCGUGCACUAUCCGUCGGAUGAUGAGGAACCAACUCCUCUCAUUAACUCAACUGCACUUCAAGUGUUGAAAACCUUUGACGAUAUCAAAGCCAAAUAUAAAGAAAAGCCCAUGGAACUCUUGAGUCAGCAAGAGGAGAAACCGAAGACAAAAAAGAAAGAGGAAAGUGAGGAGGCACAUUCGGCAAGGCAGUCGCGAAAGAGCAAGGAGAAACUACGGCCCAGCGCCAAAUCAAAUAAAUCCGAUCAAUCUGGUUCAGCAAAUAGCGAAACUUGUACGCAGGAAGUGAUCCACUGGACCACACGAUACGUAAAAGACGCUGAGCUGGAUAAGGAUACCGGUAGAAUCACCUUCAAGACGGAUCGUCUGGGUUACUUGGGAUUGGCCUUCAAGAGGUACGAGCACUUUCCCUUUCGCGACUGGUCAAUGCAGCCAAAUGAGGAAAAUCCAGAUGAGAUCAUAUUAACUGUGGACACCUUCCAUGUGCGCAUAUUUUUCUACAUCACUUCGAAAGGGGUAAGGGGUUAUGUAACCGAUUUGGGCAAAGGAUACACCGCCAAGCCAGUUAAGUAUCUGGAGAUCUUGGAGCCCAUAUCCGAUUUUCGACAAAUGCGGAAGAUGUUCGUCAGCAAGAACAUAAAUAUAUUUGCCGAAAACGAUGCUAGUUUUUAUAUAGAAAACGGAUACUUUUCCAUGAAACACGUGGCAGUUGAACAGCAUACGUACAACAUCAUGGCUCUCCAUUGCAAGCUGAUGAAGUUCUAUCGGUCCAGCUGGAAUCGCUUAGCUUCUCGUCGUGACAUCAUUCUGGGCAUGAAGUUCGCUAACGAUAAGUCUGAUUAUUCCGAGACUACAGUGCGAAUUACACCCGAGAAGACGACCUUCGUCCAGAUUUCAGAGAAUUGUUCGGACAAAGUAAAUGUGAUAGUGCUCACCUAUACUGAAACUUGGAGGAACAUUGCCCAAUUCACUGAUCUGCAUCAGGCCAUAAGUUCGAUGGUUCCCAAUGCUACUGAAAUGCGCAAUAAGGAUUCCAUCCUUCUAUAUUACGUAACGCGAAUGCUAACGGAGAUCAGGCUUUUGAGCUUUUCGUAGGAAUUCCUUAUAUUUUUACACUUAUACCCUAUCUCCUACUCUUAAAUACAAUAUAUUAUAAAAAGUCUUUAAUGAA
Messenger RNA from Drosophila ficusphila, 3259 nucleotides. RefSeq lists its product as uncharacterized. Gene Ontology annotation, molecular function: beta-tubulin binding; microtubule binding. The record is from RefSeq and is a predicted model, not a curated record. NCBI's taxonomy places the organism in Eukaryota, Metazoa, Arthropoda, Insecta, Diptera, Drosophilidae.